Molecule: messenger RNA, 3822 nt
Organism: Macrobrachium nipponense
Lineage: Eukaryota; Metazoa; Arthropoda; Malacostraca; Decapoda; Palaemonidae
Product: trichohyalin-like
Exons: 3
Coding region: 1-3822 (1273 amino acids)
Source: RefSeq, a predicted model, not a curated record
AUGAACGGAGCCACGAAGACUUUUGUGCUCUUCCCCGAAGCACUGCAGGAGCCUCCGGAUCCCUGGGAUUUCCAGGAAUUUUGGGGAAUCCCAGAAAUUUUUAUCGUGGCAGAUUUGGAAACUAUGGUACGAGCAAGACGCUUGUAUAGUCAUAACUUAACAAUGAACAUGUUAUGUGUAUUAACUUGUGCUUUUGUAGGAAUGGUUUUGAACCACGCUUUUACUUCGGUGUUUGACACCCUAUGGGCGUCAUUUGUUACCGAUGGACCUGGUAAUCACUCCAUUGAUUACAAAACGUUAUAUGAAGAUUGCGUCUACGAGGCGGACUGGCCUUCACCAAUGGUGGCAGGAAUUGGUGUCACCAGUCUUGUUGUUGGUGCUUGUCUGGGUGGGUUCGCUUACAGGAGACGCAAUUUUGGAAAGAAUUCUUAUGAAAAGAACGACGACUCGGAAAUAGAGGAGAGCAAUGUAGAAACGAUGAUGUCGCAAGAAGAACAGGGCCAACUGCAAUAUGAGAACGAACAGCAAGAUGGUACGGAUAAUUCUGAAAUCGCAAACAUCUUGCGUCGUCAAGAAGAACUACUGGUGGAAAAUGAGCAGUUACACGAAGAACUGAGAGAAGCCAAACUUCAUGGAAAUACAAUGGAAAAUCUAAUGGAAGAAGCUCAGGAGGAAGUAAUGGCUUUAAAGAACGACAUCGUGGCAAUGGAAGACCUUCAUCGGGAAGAAUUGAGUGAGGUUUCCAGCCGUGGAAACGAAAUGGAGAAGCUGCUAGAAGAGGCGCAGGAGGAGGUGCUGACGAUGAAGAAGAACAUCGUGGAGACAGAAGGCGAUCAUGAAAAGAGGUUACGAGAGAAAGAUGAUGAAAAUGCGGCGUUACAAGAAGCCUUACAGAGGGCUUUGGAGCAGGAACGGAAAACGAAUCGACUACUGAAAGAGGCCGAGGACCUGACUGAAACUCUGCAGCGUCGUCUGGUGGAGAAAGAUCACUUGAUAAAGCAGAAGGAGGAAGAAAAAGUUCAUGAUUCCUCGCAAGAAAACGACAAAAGGAACAGAGAGGAGGAUGAGAGACUGAACUCGCUUCGAAAGCAGAUGGAAGAGGAAGUUACUAGAAGGGAGAAAGAAGCGAGCUCGCUCUUGAGGGAAGUCAUUCAAAAGGAAAAGGAGUUCAACUUGUACAUGGCGAAGGUGAAGAAAGAAGUGGAGGACAAGGAGAAGAGUCUGGUGCAGAGAGGAAAAGAACUUGAUAAGAAGCAUUCGAAAUUACAAGAAAUGAAGAAAGAGAUGAAAAAUGAAGAGAAGAGAUUAAAAGAGGAAGAAAAGCAACAGCUGAAGGCAGGAAAGAAACAGCCAAAGGUGGGACAUGGGAAACAAGGGAAGCAGCCUAAAACCAAAGAGGACUUUCUAUUGGAAAGAAGAGAGACGGUCCUCUUGGAAGGAAGAGAAACGGUCCCCUUGGAAGGAAAAGAGGCGGUCCACUUGGAAUCGGAUGAAUUAAAGCGAAGGGAAGCAGCCGUCCUGGAUACAGAGAAGAAUCUCCUUCUGUUCGACAAAGAAUUACAAGGCAAACAAGAAGCUGUCUUGAAACUGGAAAAGGAUCUCAUUAGAUUCGAUGAAGAGUUACAGGCGAAAGAAGAGGCUGUAACGAUAACACUCAAUAAUCUUUUAGGAUUGGAGGAGAAUUUGAAGGCAAGAGAAGAAGCUGUCCUAAAAGUGGAAGAGGGUCUCUUUAACCUUGAAAGAGAAUUGAAGGCGAAGGAAGAGUCUAUCCGCCAACAAGAAUCUCUCUUAAUGGAGGAUAAGUUGAGACUGAAGGAAAGAGAAGACUACUUACAAGAGGAAAUAGCAAGGAAGCUCAUCCAAAAUGAGGUAGGAGAGGCCAGCUGUGAAAAAGUAGAAAAUGUGGACGAUUUGCCCGAGGAGAAGAAAUGUAAAUCACAGAGAAAUAGACAGAGAAAAAAGAGGCAGGAAAAACAACAAGACGGUUUAGAGAAGGAAAACGUUGUUGUUUCAGAAGCAGCAGACAAUACAGAAUUAGAAGGGGAAGUAGGAAGGACUAGAUAUGAGACACAUUCAGGAGAGGAAAAUUCAGUACCUGUUGAGGAGGAUAUGGCCGAAAUUUCCAUUGCCAACCCCUUCAGCUUACUGUCUGAAGUGGAACAUAUGGAAAAUGAAUGUGUUGAGGAGGAGGGAAAGAGAGGUAAAGCACAGAGAAAUAGACAGAGAAAAAAGAGGCAGGCAAAACAAGACUGUGUCGAGAAGGAAAAUGUGGUUGUUUCAGAGGCAGCAGACAAUACAGAAUUGGAAGGGGUACAUGUUGAAAGUGAACCUGAAGUAGAAGGGACUAGAUGUGAGACACAUUCAAGAGAGGAAAAGGCAGUACCUGUUGAGGAGGAAAUGGCCGAAUUUUCCAUUGCCAACCCCUUCAGCUUACUGUCUGAAGUGGAACAUAUGGAAAAUGAAUGUGUUGAGGAGGAGGAGAAGAGAGGUAAAGCACGGAGACAUGGAAGGAAUAGAAAGAGGAAGGAAAGACAGGAAAUGAAGGAAAGACAGGAAAUACAGGACCAGCCUGAAACUGUACCUGUAACAGGUGAAGCAGAUUUAGGCCUACAGGAGGUGAACAAUGAGGAAAAACCUGAAUUCUUCAUUGCUGAAGAAUCUGAACAUGCUAAAGAAUCGGGAAAUUCUAAAGAGGCAGAGGAAUCAGAAGACGAUAAGGAAAAGUCGUUAAUAACAGAUAGCACAGAAGAAAAAGAAUCGCUUGAGAAGGAGAAAAGAGGUAAAGCACGGAGGAAUAGAAGGAAAGGAAAGAGGAAGGAAAGACAGGAAAUACAGGACCCGCCUGAAAUUGUACCUGUAAUAGGUGAAGCAGAUUUAGGCUUACAGGAGGUGAGCGAUGAGGAAAAUUCGGGAUUCUUCAUUGCUGAAGAAUCUGAACAUGCCAAAGAAUUGGGUGAUUCUGAAGAGGUGGAGGAAACAGAAGACGAUAAGGAAAAGUUGUUAAUAGCGGACAGCAUAGACUCAGAAGACAACAAGGAGUCAGAAGAUGAUAAAGAACCAGAGGAGGAUGGAGAAUCUGAUGAUGGAGAAUUUGGAAAGGAGGUCGAAUUGGAACAUGAUGAGGAAUUAGCUAAAGAAGAGUCAGAUAUUGGAGAGGAGGAACAAGGCGAUGAAGAAGAGGAUGAUGGGAAACCAGAACAAGAUGAAGAAUCAGACGAGGGAGAAUCAGAGGAUGAGGAAUCAGAUGACAAAGAAGAAUCAAGAGAUCCCAGGCCUAAGGCUCAAUCUCAGGGUAAACCGUUUGUAUGGCGGAUUCCAGGGCUGCCCCGGAAAAGAAUUCCAGGACGAAAGAAGCAGAGGCCACCGAGUCCGAAGCCAAAAAAAUGUCGAAAGAAGACCAAGGAGAAGAAUCAGUUGAAACAGACUCGGGCACAGUUCCAGCAGACGGCUGCGAAGAAUCAGUUCCAGAGAGGAAAAAGAUGGGAAGGGCAAUCCUUGCCCCUGCCGGCAGAGUCUGUCCUCCUGGCCUGUUGGGGAAGGGCAGCUGUUGGCUCCAAUGGAGGAGAACGUCCACAUGCCCAGUUGGGCACAGCAGUGCUUGUCCCCAAUGGAGGACUCCGUCCACCUGCCUCAUUGUUGGGCAAGGUACUGUCCUCUACUGGUGGAGCCCUCCUGCAUGAUUCAAUGGAGAGGCGCAGCCACUGGCCUCUAUUGUGGGAGCCCUUCUGCAUGCUUCGAUGGGGAAGUAAGACACUGGCCUCUAUUGAUGGAGCCAUUCUGCUUGCUUCGGUGAUGAAGGAAGCCACUGGUCUACACUGGUAG